ACUGAAGAAGACACCAUGUGCGCCAAUCCCAACCUGCUGUAUGUGGCCAGUAACCACAAGCUCCACUGCCUCGACAUGCGCUGUCUGGGCAAGAGGGUCUCCGACCGCGCCGUGCUCACCUGGACCUACCAGAUGACCUACCCGCCCACCUUCAUGGACACAUGCAUCCACGACGGCAGCGAGUACGUUGCCAUGAGCAGCCUUCUACCCAGCGAUCAGCGCAUCUGCGAGCUGAAUGGAGCACUGGCCCAAAGCGUGGAGGAAAUGUCUUCCCCCACGAUUCCAUACAAACCCCUCACGAUGGAGGAGGGGCUGAUCGAUGCCCGACUGCAGGGCUACGUUGAUGUGUACGCGGAUCUUCCGGAGCGAGUCAAGGCUUGCGUCACGGGGCUGCGCUUUGACAAGCUGGAGAAGGAGAAUCCCGAUCAUGACUUUGCCCAGCUGCUGACCUCCAACAGCAUCGGGGAUGUAUUCAGCCAGCGGCUGACGGUACGCAACAAGGCGGAGUACAAGGAGUAUCGCACGGGUCUCCACAACAUACCGGCCAUCAGCUACUACGGCUACAAGGUCAACCAGUGCGUAAAGCCGCAGCCACUAAGGUGCACCGAGGUGCAGUCUACUCCCAUUCUAAGGGACAUCAUCAAGGCGGAAGCACGGCGUGCUUCAAUGGAAGAAGAGAAGCCCGAGGAAAUCACCCUCGAGUACGGCCUGGUCGAGUCGCAGGAAGAGAUCACCGCAUCCCAGGAGACAAACACUUCAAAGGAGAAUGCUGAUCCAGUAGCAGCUGGAUCUCCAGAACCGCUCAAAGCGGACGUAAAGAAGAAAGCGAAGGAAGUCAGCCGUGGACCCUGGCAGAAGUCCGCCUACAAGCUGUCCAGGUACACGGACAUGUUGAGCACCCGCCUCCUGAGUGUGUGGGACAUGGACGACUACGACCACACACGGGACGUGUAUGCCAGCAUGAUCAACGAGCAGCUGAAGGAAGAGAAGACGGAGACUAAAGACCGCAUGGACGACUGGCUGAAUCAGCUCAAGCCGGAGUCCCCACCGACGGAAGACGACGACUCUCCCCUAGUGCCCGGCACAAACCUGCCUAAAAGCUAUGGGGUCACAACUGCGGACUACACCCUCAUCGAGUCGAUUUCAAUUGAAGACCCCGAUGUUCUGGUCAGCCCCAAGAAGGAAACGUAUGCGGACACCCUGGGGCCCAGUUCCAGCCAGCGACGAUACUCCAUUCUAGGCCCUGGGGAGUCAACAAUCAUCGAGCACGAUUUCGAGGAAACGACAAUACCACAGUUCGAACCCAAGCCUAAUCCAACGCCUGCCAAGAAACCCAAGACCGUGUACACCAAAGGAUUCUAGUUUCUGACAGACUCCUAUAAG
Molecule: messenger RNA, 1383 nt
Organism: Drosophila miranda
Lineage: Eukaryota; Metazoa; Arthropoda; Insecta; Diptera; Drosophilidae
Exons: 2
Coding region: 16-1362 (448 amino acids)
Source: RefSeq, a predicted model, not a curated record